AGCAACAGCCCCCAAUUUCUGAAGUCCAAAUUUUUCUAUUGUCAAUACUAAAGCUAUAAGUAUUUCUAUAUGUUAUUAACAAUUUUUUUAAUUAUUAUGUAAAUGGUUACUAAAACGACGCAGAUUGUGACUAAUCGAUAGAUCAUUUGUAUUUUAUCUAUGAGCAUGUCAUAUUGAAACCAUGGAUAAUCGUGAAUUAAUAUUAAAUAUUAUGGCGAAUCGCUCUCCAACUAUCAAUUCUCCUAGGAAUUCAACAAAGGAUUUCAUAAGAACAUAACCAGUGGCUAAAAUAAAUCGUCUUUUCGUCAGUAAAAGAUUUUAAAUUAUUAGAAAAUGAGUCCACUAAAGUUUUGAAUGUUUGUCAAUCUGGAUUCUGAAACUAAGUUGCAAUCAUGCAUCGAGAAACAACCAAAAUUAUUGAAUGAACAACGUCCAUCUUGCAAAAGUGUAUAAAAUCUUUGCAAAGGUGUUUGAUAUUGUUUGUUUAUUAGCUAUUUGCAUUUUUGUGCAUUUGAAAGUUAUAAUUUGUUGCGAAUUGUGCUGUCGUGUUUACUUAGUCAAUAUGAGUAAACGAGUAAAGGCCUGCUGUGUACCAGGAUGCACGAAUAAGCAAGCGAUAAGUUUAAGCGCUGCUAUAGUAUCCGUUUACAUGGUAACCUAGUAAAAUCGAUGCAAACAAUAAAUUGAAAAUAUAUUGUAUGUGCAAUUUCGGAAAAGAAAAUGGUUUUAAAUAAAGCUGGAACAUAUAUGACAAAUACGAUUUUUCCUGGUAUUUUAAAUAUUAAACAUUCAAAUGAUAAAAGAGUUCUUUCCAAUUUACCCUUACAGAUGGGUCUAUACUUUAACGUCGUUCUUAUACCAGUUUGGAUAAUCUUUAUUUUUUUAUUUAUAAACAAAAAUUACUGGCAUUAUGAUGAGCUAUACAGAUACUUAUCAUUAACCGUUGUAUGCAUAAUAGUAUGUGUAGAAAUGUUGAGGCUUUAUCUAGGAUAUGAAGGAAAUCUAAAGGAUAAGAUACCGGAAUUGGCUGGAUUUUGGAUGCUCUCAGUAUUGCUCCAGUUUCCUCUUCAAGGAUUCCUUUUAUUCAAUCCCUAUUUCCAAAUGUGUGUAACAGAGAUUGUAGUACAAAGUAUUAUGUUCAUCUUACUAUGCAUACAGCUUGUCUCAGGUUACUGUGCGUUAAAAUAUACUCUUACCGAACAAUCUAGAAUGGUCCAGUCAAGGAAAUCAGAAGAAAAAUGUAGAUGUCAAAAAGAAAAAUAAAACCCAUUAAUAAAUA
Diorhabda carinulata is the source of this 1279-nucleotide messenger RNA. RefSeq names its product transmembrane protein 17-like. The coding region runs from base 721 to 1263 and encodes 180 amino acids. The record is from RefSeq and is a predicted model, not a curated record. Gene Ontology annotation, cellular component: ciliary transition zone. Lineage: Eukaryota; Metazoa; Arthropoda; Insecta; Coleoptera; Chrysomelidae. The transcript is spliced from 6 exons. Gene Ontology annotation, biological process: non-motile cilium assembly.